GAAGUGACUCGCUGCUUCAUCCUGUCUCCCCACCAUGAGAUUAAAGUUAAGAAGGUGGAGAUGGGCGAGUCCUUUCGACAACCUCACUUCUCAAGCUCACCGGACAUGCUGCGUACGAAGCUAUGGCCGUGCCUGCUGUAAGCACUCGUCACAUCUUAGGUGAUGAGCCGAAAUCUAGGCCUCAUCCCGCAUCACCCUUGUCAGAACCGCCACUUGAUGAGCUGAGAGCGACGCAAUUCCAAGCGUCAAUUACGCCGUCGAAGAAUUCUGAUGCUUCUCUUCGAGGGAAAGAACUACGGUCCACAUACCACAUCUACCACGAGAAAGAAUCGCACAAGUGCAUCUCCACAUCUGUCGAUUCGACCAAAGAACGUCGCUUCGGUCCAACCAUCAAAGAAUGUAAGGAAAAACGGAGAAGAAAGCGAGAAGCCGAGGGUAAAGUGCCCUCACCCUCACCCUCAGCCGCGGACGAUGGUUCCUUCUUCCUCCACACUCCAUACCUUGCCUUCCACGACCCACCCCGUGUACUCUACAUUGGAAACUCAAAGCAUUCCCACCCCGCUGUUUUAAUCCACACGUCGCUCUUCUGGCGAACAUGGAAAAUACAACUUGGCCCAUCUAUCGCAACACCAGGCGUGCUCGACCCCAGAGGUGUCGUAUGCUGGCGACACAACGGUGGCGAUAGAAAGGCAUUGAAAGCCGACGACAGAAAGCUAAAGGGAUACAAAGUCCGCACGUGGCGUCUCUGGGGCGAAACCGGCAAGCGCUACGUGCACGGCGUAAAAGCUGCACGGAAGGCGGGGGUUAGCCCAGAUCCCGACAACAUCGAAGAGGCGAGUCGUGAUCCAAUUGUUCCAGCUGUCUUAGAGAAGGAUACAAUGCCCAAUACUAUUGCGGUGAAAGAGCCCCAUGUCCCAGCGCGAGCAGACGAGGUGGUGUACCUGAAAUGGACAUCACCUUUAUCGCGAGAUCCGCGCCGAUAUCACUUCCAUUACGCGGGUAUCGACUUCUUCUGGAAGGGCACUGGUACGGUCAGAGAGAGCCGAAGAUGUGGUGCAUGGCUCCAUUUUAACCAUCUGAAGCUAGUGGCUAGACUCCCAGUGCCGAGAGACGAAAAACUCGACGACCCAAGUCCUCAACCUGAGGUGUGUCUCGGCAAAUACACUUCCUCGAUCGCAGCAAAGAAGCACGGCAUCCUAGAGCUCUACGACGGCGCAAUAUGGCGUCUGUUGUCGGAGUACGUCCCUGCUUCCCUGCCACAAACGCAUGUCCAGGGCCAUAUAAGAAAAGCUGGAGGGGAUAGAGAACCUGAUGAAGAAGAGUUGUUGGAGCAAGUACAUGGGACGAAGAAGACGACUUUGUACCAAGUCAUUGUAGCUACGGCUAUGUGCAUGAUCAUUGGAGAAAAGCAGAAGCGUGAGACUAUCAGGCAGAUAAUAGAGCUAGCGGCUUCUGAGGGUGCUGGGGGUGCUGGUGGAUCAUGAUGCUGAGGUUGAUGAUUAUACCCCAGCGUUUUAUGAAGUACUUGUUAUGUUUUUUCAGGAUAGUACUGAAAUGAAACGAAAACCGC
Messenger RNA from Lindgomyces ingoldianus, 1570 nucleotides. RefSeq lists its product as uncharacterized. The transcript is spliced from 2 exons. Bases 123 to 1484 code for a protein of 453 amino acids. The record is from RefSeq and is a predicted model, not a curated record. NCBI's taxonomy places the organism in Eukaryota, Fungi, Ascomycota, Dothideomycetes, Pleosporales, Lindgomycetaceae.